Molecule: messenger RNA, 252 nt
Organism: Striga hermonthica
Lineage: Eukaryota; Viridiplantae; Streptophyta; Magnoliopsida; Lamiales; Orobanchaceae
Source: the annotation of a GenBank genome assembly
UCUCGUCUUCUUGAAGCAAGAGAAUCAGCACAACUAGCUUUCCCUGAUGACAUUGUGGAUGAGAGAGCUAUUAUGCGGGAAGUAUUUGGUACUCGGCGAGGUCAUGAAUGCGGUUUUGGACGGAUCCUUAAGGGGUCCAAGUCCUCCUCCAUUCAUGAUAUUCCAGAAUCAUCUAUUACUUCAAAUUCUACUAGAAAAGAUACUCAAGGUGCUACCCCGAAUGCUGAAAGUUAUGUAAAUCUACUGAAGGAG